UUUGAACAACGAGGUUCGGCACGCUGCUUCAAUGUCAUGCGGACUUGUAGGGGACAUUGUGACGUUUUCACAGAAUAUUCCGAGUCGGGAGACAAGAUAGUGAGAGAUAUGAGUAACUAAACAACGGUACAGUCUGAAAAUUAUUUUUCAUUCACGUAUGUUUGUUUUCUGUGUAACUUAGCUGGUCAGCAAGUUGUUGUGUGUGCAGCAGCCCGGGGAAGUCAGUCGGAAGAGCGACGAAGUCAGGAGGUUCAGCCAGCUGCAGGAACAAAACACUUAAGAAUGUCUGCCCAAGGCCACAAACUCCUGGUGGUGGGCCUGAGGACCACCUUUGGGCAUCUACAGACAAAUCAUAAACUCAGGUUGCCUGCAUGGAUCCCUGUCAUUGGUUUUGCCCCCAAAAGAACUUACUACCUGGACUCUAACUACUCCAGCCAAGGACAGACUCAGGUUCACCAGGGUAGAGCAGAGCUCAUCUCGCCAAAUGUCGGACUUACACAGAGGAACCUGUCUGCCAUGGCGAGCUCGCUGAUGGGCCAGUGCCGUCCGCUAAGUCGAUACGAUUUCCUGGACCUGGGGGCGGUAGAAGAAAACACACGCAAGGUUCUGGCGAGCAGAAGCCUGCGGCAUUUCAUUGUGGAUCCUGACCUUGCCCGGGUGGUGGCCGGCCACCUAGAAAGAGACUUGGCAGAUGGAAAGGCCGUCAUCUUUGAGUACAACCCUGGUCCUGGGAUACUUACUCGAGCCCUGCUGAACUCUGGAGCCCAAAGAGUGGUUGCACUGGAAGGUGAUAAGGCCUUCCUCCCAGACCUUAAGGCUUUGGAGAGAAAUCUGGAUGGACAGCUGGAGGUGGUGCACUGUGACUUCUUCAAGCUGGACCCAAUGGGUCAUGGCACCAUGAAGCCCCCAUCCAUGUACUCUGAAAAGCUUUUCAAGGACUUGGGCAUCUCUCAGGUGCCCUGGACUGCAGAUGUCCCUGUGAAGGUGGUUGGCAUCUUCCCCCAGCGCAACGAAAGAAAAAUGCUCUGGAAACUGAUAUUUGCUCUCUUUGAGCGCACAUCCAUCUUCCGCUAUGGCCGUGUUGAGCUGCUUAUGUUUAUGAGUGAGAAGCAGUACAUGAAACUGGUAGCUCCACCAGGAGAUGUGAAAAAGUAUAAGCCUUUGGGUGUGCUGUGGCAGCUGGCCUGUGAAAUUGAGCUGUUACACAAGGAACCAUUUUCGUCUUUUGUGACGUCAGUUAAGCGUAGUGGCACCCAAAAGACCAAACAGGUCCAAAAAGACGACCUGUGCUUGGUGAGGCUGACCCCACACCAACGCUUUUUCACCAGCAGCCUAACACCUGGCAACGGGGCCUCCCUGAUCGUGAUGGUCAAGCAGUGCUUGACUAAGAAAAAAUCACGACUGAUUGACCAGCUGAACACAUGGAGCCCAGAAAAUGGGGAAAAGAUCCUUGCUGAGCUGGGCCUCCUGGAGGACAUCCAGACAGGACAGGUGUUUCCAGAAGAGUAUAAAAUCCUCUUUGAGAACCUACACAAGUCCAAGGAUUUCAUCCAGAGAUGGCUGUAUGACCAUACCAUGGUGAGCACCAUGGCCACAGGGGUCCUUUAACAGUUCCUUGUAGGACAUGAGCCUUAUGGUCCCGCUGUUGAAGAGCUUCUCGGAAGUAACGCUGUAGAACAUCAAGAGGAUAGUCAUCCUCUUGGAACACGAGGACAGUGAUGUCCCGAAGCUCUUUGAAGGGGAAGUCUUUGUUACAGUCCAGCUUUUGCAAACCACGGACAUAAAUGAACACAUGCAGAAGACUGUCAAUGUUGGGAAGUACGUAGUCAAAAGCAACGGACUUCCUUCCAGCGCAUUGAAAUGAGUUUGUCGCUUCUUAAUGCCAGAUCACCUAAUUGCUCUUUUUCAUCAAAUGUUUGUAUAUAUGGCAUUUCAACAUCGGAAUAUCUGUUGUAAGACAAAAUCGACCUCAAAAAUCCACGACAAAGCUGCAGUUUUAAACAUCUUCCAUAAGAACUUAAGACCAGUGUUGCAGGAUGAUAAUCUUUCUGCACAUUUAUAUGGUUCAAAUAUCACAUGCACAGCUUUUUACUACGGUUUUUUACUGCUUGUUUCAGAUGGUUUACUUAGGAUUUGUCAGAUGUAAAAGAAAUCAAACUUGUCAGGUUUAAGGAUAAAAUACACUGUUCAACACUGAUUGU
Scleropages formosus (Asian bonytongue) is the source of this 2201-nucleotide messenger RNA. RefSeq names its product dimethyladenosine transferase 2, mitochondrial-like. Gene Ontology annotation, molecular function: rRNA (adenine-N6,N6-)-dimethyltransferase activity; mitochondrial transcription factor activity. NCBI's taxonomy places the organism in Eukaryota, Metazoa, Chordata, Actinopteri, Osteoglossiformes, Osteoglossidae. Bases 283 to 1608 code for a protein of 441 amino acids. Gene Ontology annotation, biological process: rRNA methylation; transcription initiation at mitochondrial promoter. The transcript has 9 exons. The record is from RefSeq and is a predicted model, not a curated record. Gene Ontology annotation, cellular component: mitochondrial matrix.